Molecule: messenger RNA, 1267 nt
Organism: Carlito syrichta (Philippine tarsier)
Lineage: Eukaryota; Metazoa; Chordata; Mammalia; Primates; Tarsiidae
Gene: SCG5
Product: secretogranin V
Exons: 6
Coding region: 171-806 (211 amino acids)
Biological process (GO): neuropeptide signaling pathway; regulation of hormone secretion
Cellular component (GO): secretory granule
Molecular function (GO): enzyme regulator activity
Source: RefSeq, a predicted model, not a curated record
UCCUGGGAAGCCCUGGCGAGGCGCCUUCCACCUGCUGGAGGAGGGGCCGGGGCGGAGCUAAGAUGCGGAGGGAGGUGACGCACAAGCUACCCAGCUCGCCCGGCUCGCGGCCCCGACCCCCACCCAGGCCCAGAUCGCAGUAGGCUCCUCGGGCUGCCCCUCGGUUAAAAAUGGUUUCCAGGAUGGUCUUUACCAUGCUUUCUGGCCUACUGUUUUGGCUGGCAGUUGGAUGGACUCCAGCAUUUGCUUAUAACAGCCAGGCCCCUGACCGGCUCUCAGAAACAGAUAUCCAGAGGCUACUCCAUGGUGUCAUGGAGCAGUUGGGCAUUGCCAGGCCACGGGUGGAGUAUCCAGCUCACCAGGCCAUGAAUCUUGUGGGUCCACAGAGCAUCGAAGGUGGAGCUCACGAAGGGCUGCAGCACUUGGGUCCUUUUGGCAACAUCCCCAACAUCGUGGCAGAGUUGACUGGCGACAACAUUCCCAAGGACUUCAGUGAGGAUCAGGGCUACCCAGACCCUCCAAAUCCCUGUCCUGUUGGAAAAACAGAUGAUGGAUGUCUAGAAAACACCCCUGACACAGCAGAGUUCAGUCGAGAGUUCCAGUUGCAUCAACAUCUUUUUGAUCCGGAGCAUGACUACCCAGGCUUGGGCAAGUGGAAUAAGAAACUCCUUUACGAGAAGAUGAAGGGAGGACAGAGACGCAAGCGGAGGAGUGUCAAUCCAUAUCUACAAGGUCAGAGACUGGACAAUGUUGUUGCAAAGAAGUCCGUUCCCCAUUUUUCAGACGAGGAUAAGGACCCAGAGUAAAGAGAAGAUGCUGGGUGAAAGCCAUGCUGCCUGUUAGGCCUCAGUAUCGCUUCUGUGCACGUGUUCUUAGAGCCCCCCCCCCCGCCGUGAAUGGCUGCAUGUUUCUUACCUAGAUAAUUAUGGAUGAAAAGCAAGCUGUAUUAUGAUAUUGCAUCAUCUUCACACUGAUGGCUCUGCUUUCUGCUAAAUUAGAAUAAGAGCUUUUAUUGUUUUUUCAUUUUAAUGUGAAUUUGCAAUGAUCGCUACAAUUAAAAUGUAAAUGUCAACAACAGUAAAAGCAAGGAUAUGAAAUGUCCAGAUUUCUUGGAGUUUAAAAUGGUGUUUGGGGUUGUACUGUUUUCUGUUUUGGUCAAGUCUAAAAAGCUGGCAUUUGAUUGCUACACCAGUAAAAGAGUCUGCACUCAAAAGGAGGAGCUGACACUUCUCACUUGGCUUCAUCUUAAUAAAUAUGUAUGCAAGCA